GGUGGGGGGUGGCACAUGCAGAGAAAGACAUUUACAGCUGCUGCCUGUUGCAGAGAAGCUAUUUCUGUGUAUCACAAGAACAUUAUAGGGGGGAAAAAAAAAAACAAACAGAUCCAUCUGCCUAAGUGAGUCCAAAGAAACAAACAACAACAAAUAAAUAAGUAAAUAAACAGACCACCUAGAGUGAAUUUCAGUACCAUGGCAUGAGCAAAGGGUGGGGGUUUUGUUUUUGUUUUUGUUUUUCAGGAAGGGGGCAGGGAGGUUUUGAGUACAACCUGUGGUCUCUGUGAAGCUCUUUGAGAGUACCCUUACAUUUUCUUGUCCAUUAAAAAAAGAAAGAAAGAAAAAGGAAAGUGUCUCUGGUGCAUUAGUCAUUUGAAAAUGUUACCCAACCGUCUCUAGCAGAGCUUUACUUAUUUUUAUGCCUAGCGUAGCCAGCACACUACCUAUUACUUUGCCCUUUAGACUCUUCCCUUCUUGCCUUUGGCCCAUCUAUUUGUCUUCUUUCUAAUCAAAGCUAACAGAACUUUUUUUUCCCUUAAUCAUUGAUUUUCCUAAAUAAAAUUCACCAGCUUCUAAAGACAUCUAAAACGAGUCAGCCGAGUAAUGAGCUACAUUAGUGGUUUGAUGGCUCCCUGAAAGCUCAGUGGCUUGUCCAGAAACGGUCCUGUGAAAUGUGUUGGCGAGAAACGGGUGAAAAAUAGGGAUGGAAGGCCAAGGGAUCAAAGUUAGUUGGUAAAGGGGAGUACACACUGAUUCAGCACGAAUGCCUCAGCCACAAGGUAGCCAAAGGGAAAAAGAAGGAAGAAAACAUGUGUUCUGAGAAGCAGCAUUUGUACUGAGGUAGAGGCUCUUGCCUCUUCAUACUUUGCUCAGUUUCAUGUGUUGAUAAGACACUUUUUAAGGGGUGUGUGUGUGUGUGUGUAUACCACUGGAAACUUUUUAAGACUCCAAAUAUAUGCAAGAUAAGAUAACAUCUUAGGGACAUUAUUGGUUAGAUACCAACUGUUCCAGAACCUAAUGGAAAGAUGUAACACAUCCCCCUCCCCGCCCCCUCUCCUGUCUUUGGAAAGGUAUUCAUGGAUCAGGCUGCGGUCACUGAAAAUCUUUAUGUACUCUAAGCGAUGUUCAUGAGCUUGACCCCAUAUCCUUCUUAAGAGUUCUUCAGGGUAUUGUGUGUACGAAGUGUAUUAUGGACCAGGUAGCUAGAAUAGGCUUUCAGAUCAAGAUAAACUGUCUCUAAUUCAACAUAUAAGCAAAUUUUCCAGUUAACUAAAGUUGCGACUUACAAAGAACUCAUGAAUAGGCCACGUAUAAAACGUAUCCGUUCAGAAGUUGCCUCAGUUUGAAGGACAUUGCCACCCCUGUAUACAGAAGAUGUUCCAACCUCAUUGCAUCUUCUCCAUCUCAAACAUCAGUCCUGUGAUUCAUUCUCGGGGAAGAAGAACCUAUAAAAAUCAUAGAAUUCCACUUUAAAUUUGUUCUAAAUUUGUAUUAGAUCUCAAAUGAUAGUGGCUAUGGUCAAGGAGACAGAACGGGGAUACUUGAAGCUGUUUGUCAUUGGGAAAACUAAAGUGGGUUUGAGAUUAAAUUUUUUAUAAAAAAGAGAUUAAGGGUUGUCCUGCUUUUGUGGGAUUAUUUUGUUUUGCCUUUGUAUCUGGGGAUGCUUUGGGGCAGGGAAUCUUAGAUUUGGGAAGGCGUGAGAUUGUACUUUCUAAAUCAACCUAUGAGGUCAGGGUGUGUGGGGAUGGGUUUGGAAGUGUGUGUUUUCCGCAGGUUCCCUAGCCGAGGCUGCCAUAUUCUCCUACUUCAGAGUCUCCAAAUCUUGGGGGAAUGCUAAUCCUCUGAUUUUAGAGGGUUUUUUGUUGGUUUGUCUGAAUGUUUUGGGGUUUCCUCCCCUUCGUCUGUUUUCUAUUUCAUUAGCAACCUUUCCCCUCGAUCUCACAAAAACCCGACUCCAGAUGCAAGGAGAAGCCGCCCUUGCUAGGUUGGGAGAUGGCGCAGUGGACUCUGCCCCUUACAGGGGCAUGGUGCGCACGGCCCUGGGGAUUGUUCAGGAGGAAGGCUUCCUAAAGCUGUGGCAAGGAGUGACGCCCGCCAUUUACAGACACGUAGUGUACUCUGGAGGUCGGAUGGUCACCUAUGAACAUCUACGGGAAGUCGUGUUUGGCAAAAGUGAAGAUAAGCAUUAUCCCCUCUGGAAAUCGGUCAUUGGAGGGAUGAUGGCUGGUGUCAUCGGACAGUUUUUAGCCAACCCCACUGACCUCGUGAAGGUCCAGAUGCAAAUGGAAGGGAAACGCAGACUGGAAGGGAAACCCUUGAGAUUCCGUGGAGUACAUCAUGCAUUUGCAAAAAUCUUGGCUGAAGGAGGAAUCCGCGGGCUUUGGACAGGCUGGAUACCCAAUAUUCAGAGAGCAGCGCUUGUGAACAUGGGAGAUUUAACCACGUACGACACAGUGAAACAUUACCUGGUAUUGAACACACCGCUUGAAGACAAUAUUUCCACCCACGGCUUAUCCAGUUUGUGUUCUGGACUUGUGGCUUCUAUUCUGGGAACACCAGCUGAUGUCAUCAAAAGCCGAAUAAUGAACCAACCCCGAGACAAACAAGGAAGAGGACUUUUGUAUAAGUCAUCAACCGACUGCUUGAUCCAGGCUGUUCAAGGGGAAGGCUUCCUGAGCCUGUAUAAAGGCUUUCUACCCUCGUGGCUGAGAAUGGAAGAUACUUUACUCCACAGAGACUGCGGUUUGCAGGGGCAGCACUUUCUCUCUCUAUGGAAUCCCCAUGGAGCUCCCUCUGACUCCUCCUUUUACCUAAGAGCAAUCUGUCUGGUCCAAUCUCUCAAGACCAACCACUGAGACACAGCAAGGCAUUUGCUAAAGGAUGGGACCCAGGCCACUUUGACCUUGGGCCAAGGAGGUUUGGACGUUGAGCUGCUGAUCUGUGCAGAAGCAGCAUCUGCCUUAGAGGAGAACCAGAGACAGCCAGCAUCCCAGACCUGGAUAGACGCCAGCGAUGUGGAAGACUGUAGUGCUUAGGAAACACAUUUAACCUUUGAGCCAGUCAUUUAUUGUUGCGGUUUGACAACUCUCGCUUUUCUGUUAGUGGAGUGCACAUAUUGUAAUCUACACAGAGGCAAAUGAGAAGUCAUGAAUAAACAUCUUGAGUUUUCUUAGUGCUGAAAGAAGUCGCUUAACCUUUUCCUGCAAGGAGGAUGGAAAGAUAAAAGAGGCAACUUGAGGUGAUGUUGGAUUGCAAGGGAAGAGGCCGCUUGAUCCUGGGUCUGCUGCCUUGGCCGGUGUGCUCACUGGUUGCCCCUGCUUUAUGCAUGCUAGAGGCUAGAGAUAUCCCCUGACAGCCACAGUCUGUCAGUAGGAACAGAACGCUGGCUCUGGAACACAUUCCAUUACAACCACAUUGGUCCAUAGCUCUGAGAAGCAUACCCAAGGGAACCACAAUAUACUUGUCUGAGACUGAGCUCUCGGGGUGUUCUUAGGAAGCGCCUCAUACGGUCAUCAGGUUUUUAGGGAUGUUUUGGGAGCAAGCUCACACUCUCUUGUGUCACCCUCUGUAUUUCUCUUCUCUGUUACAUAGAGGAGAGGGCAGAGAGAGAGGAGAGAGAGAGAGAGAGAGAGAGAGAGAGAGAGAGAGAGAGAGCUAGAGAACUCAGAUGCCGUGAAACUUUCAGAAGCCUGAGUGUUAAUCAUUGUGGGUCUCGCCUAUGGUGUGGCAAGUGCUCACCACCUGUGGUUCAUGGUAACCUCUCCAGUCUUUGCAUCCAGUCCUUUUCUCUCUUUCUAGAAAGGUUUCUCCAGAUUCACCUCUACACGCCCGCUCCCCGAGCCUCAGACACAGGGCAUUUUAGGAUGGAUGGCUAUAGCUUAGGGGUAACGGCUGGGGAUAGGACCAGAAAAACUCCGACCACUCAGGCCCAAGGUAGAUCCGAAUAGCUGUUCUGAUGGGCAGAUGCUCCGACACAGAAGCAGCUCCCUCAGUGCUGUACGAAUGAGCGGAUGAAGAAUCACUGCCACUCCCAAGGAGGAAGCACACUUUUAAAGCCCUUUCAAUGUGUAUAACCAUCUCACUUUUCUACUGACAGGAGGUGGAGGUUGAUCCCUGUACAUCUUCAGGUUACCCACCUUUCUGUUGCAUUUGUCAGCCUGCACUUGAGUUGCUAAGUAAUACAUGUUAGCCUAUAGUAUGUGCGUAAGCCCCCAAGUGUUCUGCUCCACAAACUAAAUCACUUUGGGGAGAUUUUGGUUUUUCUAUGUUUUCUAAUGUUUAUGACUAAGUAAAAAAAAAUGGAAUCAAAUAAUUACAUGCAACCUCAACUAUU
Molecule: messenger RNA, 4336 nt
Organism: Mus caroli (Ryukyu mouse)
Lineage: Eukaryota; Metazoa; Chordata; Mammalia; Rodentia; Muridae
Source: RefSeq, a predicted model, not a curated record